Molecule: messenger RNA, 576 nt
Organism: Olea europaea var. sylvestris
Lineage: Eukaryota; Viridiplantae; Streptophyta; Magnoliopsida; Lamiales; Oleaceae
Exons: 3
Coding region: 1-576 (191 amino acids)
Molecular function (GO): nucleic acid binding
Source: RefSeq, a predicted model, not a curated record
AUGCGUGAUGGGUAUUUAUUUCGGGAAAACAAGUUGUGUGUUCCUAUAUGUUCAAUGAGAGAAUUGUUAGUAAGAGAUGUACACAGUGGAGGCUUAAUGGGAUAUUUUGGGGUUAAGAAGACCUUGGAGAUAUUAGGUGGACAUUUUUAUUGGAGAAAAUUGAUGUUCAUUGGAUUUGUAGGAAAUGCAUUACUUGUAAGACGGCUAAGUCUAAGGUUCUACCUCAAGGGUUGUUUACCUAGGACUAAGAAAGGAAAAGAUUCCAUAUUUGUGGUGGUAGAUAGAUUUAGUGAGAUAGCACAUUUUAUGUCGUGUUAUAAAACUGACGAUGCUACCAAUAUUGCGGAUCUCUUCUUUAAGGAAAUAGUGUGCUUACAUGGGAUUUCAAAAAACAUUGUAUCGGAUAGGAGUGUUAAAUUUCUUAGUCACUUUUGGAUGAUUUUGUGGAACAAGUUAGGUGCAAAUUCGAGGUCGAAUCUUUUUGCAGAGGGAGGGAAUGAUGUGAUCCAAGGAAUGAAGACAAGUCCGGACAAGAAUCCGUUGGUCGUUGAGGAAGACCCUAUAACUAGGUCGUGA